AUGCCAUCCAGCCGACUCCUGACAGCUCCACAAGGCUCGCAGCUGUCUGGGGGUGUCCGGAUUUGGGUGCAGACCAGAACUCACAGCUCCGUUGUAGGGAAAAUCGGCAUCUUCAUGGGGACACCAUCUCCGGCGGUCCGGAUGAAGCAAGUAGAUAUUCCGGGAUUGGUGAGCAGCGUGUCGAGAAUGCUGAGCAUCGCAGCGUCGAGCGCGUGUGCUUCUCGCCAUCUCAUGACUGCCAGCCCCAACCGACUCGCUCUGCCCCCGACAAGCCCACAGAACACAGCCAUCUUCCAGCGAGAUCCAUCCGAGUGCAGUGUGCCUUGGCUUGAUCAGUUGACCCGGUCUCAGUCUCCCUCGGAUCGAUUGCAGGCGUUCGGCUUUCGCUCCCAGUACACGCCAAAAGAAGCAGCAGGAAGAAGGCCGCCCGCUGAGAAGCGGAAAACUCAAUCCCCGUCCACAAGCGCUACAGCUCCACAGCGUGCUCGUCAUCGCUACCCCGGCCGCCAGGAGAAGAAUUAA
Puccinia triticina is the source of this 522-nucleotide messenger RNA. RefSeq lists its product as uncharacterized. The coding region runs from base 1 to 522 and encodes 173 amino acids. The transcript has a single exon. Lineage: Eukaryota; Fungi; Basidiomycota; Pucciniomycetes; Pucciniales; Pucciniaceae. The record is from RefSeq and is a predicted model, not a curated record.